Messenger RNA from Eimeria tenella, 536 nucleotides. RefSeq names its product 60S ribosomal protein L17, putative. The record is from RefSeq and is a predicted model, not a curated record. The transcript has 2 exons. Gene Ontology annotation, cellular component: ribosome; cytosolic large ribosomal subunit. Gene Ontology annotation, biological process: cytoplasmic translation. The annotation marks the transcript as partial. NCBI's taxonomy places the organism in Eukaryota, Apicomplexa, Conoidasida, Eucoccidiorida, Eimeriidae. Gene Ontology annotation, molecular function: structural constituent of ribosome.
GCGCGCGGGCGCUGGGGAAGGACCUGCGGGUGCACUUCAAGAACACGUACGAGACUGCAGCGGCGCUGCGGAGGGGCCCCCGGGGGGCCCCCCUGCUGCUGCAUGCAGCAGCAAAGUACCUGCAGCAAGUCAUCGCUCGCGAGCGAUGCGUCCCCUUCCGCCGCUUCGCAGCAAACGUGGGGCGCACGCCGCAGGCCAAGGAGUUUGCUGCUACGAAGGGCCGCUGGCCAGUCAAGAGCUGCAAGGUUCUGCUGGCGCUUCUCAAGAACGCGGAGGCCAACGCCGAGAAGCAGAACCUGGACACGGAGAACCUGGUGAUCGAACACAUUGCUGUCAGCAGGGCCCCCCGCGGCCGCCGCAGGACCUACAGGGCCCACGGGCGCAUCAACGCGUACAUGUCGAGCCCCUGCCACGUGGAGGUGAUAGUGCGGGAGCAGCAGCAGCAGGUGCCGCGGCCGCGGGAGCAGCAGCAGCACAGGCUUUCGCGGAAGCAGCUCGCGCGCUCCCGCAUCCGCGUCGGCGCCGGGGCCCGCUAG